Molecule: messenger RNA, 1446 nt
Organism: Triticum turgidum subsp. durum (durum wheat)
Lineage: Eukaryota; Viridiplantae; Streptophyta; Magnoliopsida; Poales; Poaceae
Source: the annotation of a GenBank genome assembly
AUGGCCUUGGAAUACACAGAGGUGAGGACAAGAGAGGAGGGUGGCUGGGAACGGAACGGCUACGGCCACGGCGAACGAGCAGGGGACAGAGCAAAGGACCAACUUGAGCAGCAAGUAGAGCAGCGCACCAUCGGCGACUGUAUUUCCGACCAUCUUCUCCAGCACACCCUCCUUCUCGCCUACACCUCCCCAGUACUCACACGACAAAACGCCGAAGACAAAAGCUGCUAUCCUCCUACCAUCCGCGACAUCGGCGAUGGAAGACGGCGGGAGGAGCACGCAGUGGCGCUUCGCGGCCCCGAACCCGACCUUGGCGGCCGCCGGCGAGAGGAGCAUCCAGAAGGCCCUCCUCCAGGUUUGUCAUGGAGAGUUCACAUAGUUCAUACCGCAGACCUACUUUGCCCUACAUUAAUCUGCCAUGUGAUCCCCCUUAUCCGUUUCAAUUCCAUGAUUAGAGCUGUUGCCGAGUAUCUAUCCCGUGAUCUUCCUUACAUGAUUUCCCAUGAUGAUAUUUUCCUCACUUGUGGAGGUAGCCAAGCAAUCGAGACUGUGAUGUCUGUUUUUGGCCAAGCAGGCGUCAACAUAUUGCUGCCAAUGCCUGGCUACCCAAAACACGAAGCACAUGCAGUGUUUCAUAGGAUGGAAGUACGGCAUUAUGGUCUUCUCCCGGAGAGAGGAUGGGAGGUUGAUUUGGAAGCUGUUGAAGCUCUCGCAGAUGGGAAUACUGUUGCAGUUGUGAUUACCAACCCCAACAACCCAUGUGGUAGUGUGUAUACCUACGAGCAUUUGGCCAAGAUUGCAGAUAUGGCAAGCAAGCUCGGUAUUUUAGUCAUCGCUGAUGAAGUAUAUGGUCACCUUGUCUAUGGCACCACACCUUUUGUGCCAAUGGGUGUUUUUGGAGAGACUGUUCCGGUAAUCACUUUGGGAGCUAUAUCGAAGAGAUGGGCUGUACCUGGCUGGAGGAUUGGUUGGAUAGCAACUUGUGACCCUAAAGGCAUUCUGAGAAAAACUAAGGUUGCUGAUUCACUCAGAAGCUUCAUAAGUAUAAUAUCAGGUCCUGCAACAUUUCUUCAGGGAGCUAUUCCUCAUAUUAUCAAGAACACAAAUGAUGAAUUCUAUAACAACAUUGUCAAGCUGUUGAAGGAGACUGCAGAGAUAUGUUAUGAUGCAAUAGACGAGAUCAAGUGUAUUACCUGUCCCCACAAACCAGAGGGCUCAUUUUUUAUGAUGGUAAAACUGGACGUGUCACAAUUGUCGGACAUUCGUGACGACGUAGACUUCUGCAGCAAGUUGGCGAAGGAGGAGUCGGUUAUACUGUUGCCUGGGAAAUCCUUGGGCAUGGAGAACUGGUUGCGUAUCACCUUUGCUUCGGAGCCACCUACACUGAAGCAAGGGCUCGACAGGGUGAAGUCUUUCUGCAGGAGGCAUCAGUCACAGGCCAAUUAG